Messenger RNA from Carcharodon carcharias (great white shark), 1673 nucleotides. It is a transcript of the gene tmem160, whose product is annotated as transmembrane protein 160. Bases 85 to 654 code for a protein of 189 amino acids. The record is from RefSeq and is a predicted model, not a curated record. Lineage: Eukaryota; Metazoa; Chordata; Chondrichthyes; Lamniformes; Lamnidae. The transcript has 4 exons.
GGGGGGCCGCAGGGGGUGGUGUGUAUAUUUUGCGGGACCGGCGAUGCGGCUUGGGCCUCCCCUUUCGCUUUAGCAGCUGCUCUGAUGGCGUCGUUCCGCGCGCUCGGGGCCUUGCGCCGGUACUUUUACACGCAUUUCGCCCGCAGGAGGUUCAACUUGUGCAGCAGGAGCCGCAGCCAGAGCCAGACCCCGAGCCAGAACCGGGCCGGGCCGAGAGCAGGAACCGCGAGCUCGGGUACGGGGCAUCCGGGGGUGACCGAACUGGACAGGGCGGAUGCCUGGAUGCUCAGGAAGGCCCAUGAAACAGGAUUUCUCUCCUGGUUUCGGAACGGACUGCUGGCGACUGGAGUGGGAGUGAUAUCGUAUAUGCAGAGUGAUACAGGGAGAGAGGCAGCUUAUGGAUUCUUCAUCCUCGGAGGAGUCUGCAUCUCCUAUGGGAGCGGCUCGUAUGUCGCUAACCUCUUCCUGCUGAGGAGGAUGAUGAUGCUGUCUGUGCCGACGGCUUUGGUGAGCGGCCUGGUGGUGGGGGCGGUGGCCCUGUUCUGGCUGUGCGCCGUCUCCCUUUACAUCGGGCGGCUCGAGGUGGAGAUCAUCCACGACGAGGAGUGCGAAGACUGCAAAUCGAAGGAGGACAAGAGCAAAUCGGACAAGUAACAAGGGCGGAAACAGAAGUGAAGCUUGAGUGGUUAAAGCUGGCUCUUGCAUGUGUAGAAAUCUGUAUAUACGUUUUAUGGCUGCACAGGAUUUAAGGUUCCUACAUUGCAGCAAUUGUCGACACAUCAAAGGUACCCCAUUGGCUGUACAGCACUUUGGGACAUCAGACAUCAUGAAAGGCGCUAUAUAAAUGCAAAUUCUUUCUUCUACUUAAUCAUGGGGUUAAAGAACAAAACAGUAAUUUGAAGAGCACGUGAUAGGAGUUCCUUUUUAUUUUGUUGCUGCAGUAGCUUGGAAAGAUACUGAGAUGUACCGAUCUGGGAGGUUAACCUGUCUCUUUGGUUGCACAGGGAAAAGGAGCCACUGCAAUCCAAGGCUAACAAUAACCAAAAUCCAGCCGGGAUUCCUUUUCCUGAUCAUUACUCAAUGACACUCCCACCUCCCCCGGCCGCCCUUCCCUUCCCCAAUGUCAGUGUCCCAAAUGUAACCGGCACGUUUAACGGAUGAGGAUAGGCUUGAGCUUGGCUGCUACCCCCUCACGUGGUCGAACAGCCCACAGCUGCUCGUCGCCUAGACUCCUGCGUGGAGAGUGGUUGUCAGGGCAGACGCUGGAGGGAGGCAGCGAGACUGUACCCAGAGUUAGUUGAGCUCCUUGAGGAAAGGAUAUCGGGAAUAAGCAAAGCCCAGCUUGCAAUGCUCCGAAAGGUCUUCUGCAAUGUAUUAUUCUGUAGUCUUACUCCCUAUUGAUGUCCGUGAACCUUUUAUCGCUCAUUGCUCUUUUUGCCCUCUGCUUGUGCCGUUCUCUUUCAAAGCUUCGGUGUGCUAAAGGCAACCUCCUAUCUUGGGGCUAUUUAUCGUCACCUCUUUGGGAUUGAGAAACCUCGGAGCAAAGCUCCAGGGGCCAGACACUUAACCGCUGAACACUGAACAUUUUAGCAAGUGGUAAAAGCAAAAUACUGCGGAUGCUGGAAAUCUAGAACAAAGCAAAAAUAGCUGGAAAAACUCAGCAGGUCUGACAG